Molecule: messenger RNA, 1770 nt
Organism: Asparagus officinalis (garden asparagus)
Lineage: Eukaryota; Viridiplantae; Streptophyta; Magnoliopsida; Asparagales; Asparagaceae
Product: zinc finger protein ZAT4-like
Exons: 1
Coding region: 404-1408 (334 amino acids)
Source: RefSeq, a predicted model, not a curated record
UCCUCUUUUAACUUUGCUUCAUGCAUGGAUUUCUCCUCUAGAGAGAGAAAGAGCUUCCGAAUGAAACAAGAACCCGUCUGCUCUCUUUCUCUCUCUAAAACCUCUCUCUCUCUCUCUCUCUCUAUAAAAAAAGAUAGAUUUUUUUAAAAAAAAACCUCAAGAUUGAUACAGAGAGCAAAGCAGAGAGUAGAUAUGGAAGCAGAGUGCUGAGCUGGUGAUAGAGGGAGAACCAGAUCUUUUCGCAUUUGUUUCCAAAUAAAAGCCCAAUUGAAAUCCCCAAAUGGGCUCUCCUCAAUUCCCCUCAGAACCCAAUGACCACCAAGAUCUGACCGAUUCAAGCUCACCCAUUUGAGCUCUUCUCCUCCGUAUCUUGCUCUUUUCCUCCCUUCUCUUUUUCAACUCCAUGGAUCAAGAGAAAAAGCAUAGCUGCAAGCUCUGCAACAAGAACUUCCCCUGCGGCCGCUCCCUCGGCGGUCACAUGAGAUGUCACGUGCCGCCUUCAAGCAGGGGGCUUCAGGGUCUCGGAGCUGAUGCGUAUGGGCUAAGAGAGAAUCCGAAGAAAUCAUGGAGGGUCGAGGACCAGUCGGCAAUGAGCUUCUGUGAUCUCGGAGAGAAGCAGUGCCGAGAGUGCGGCAGAGAAUUCCAAUCUUGGAAAGCUCUGUUUGGUCACAUGAGGUCUCAUUCUGAUAAAAUUGGGAGAGCAGAGGAGGAGGAGGAGGAAGAUGAUGGUGAAGGAUCGUGGGGUGAUGGUGGGUCCCACAUCGAAGGAUCGGUGAAGGUCCCCAAGAAGAAGAGGAGAUCGAGACCGAGGCGCCCGAGCCCGAGCUUCGAGUACUCCAAGGAGCAAAAAGAUGCAGCGAUUGCUCUCGUGAUGUUAUCCAAAGAUGUUGGGCACUGGGGAAGUGGGUCAGUUGAGUUCUCUGACAAGAGUUCUGCAGUUUCUGAGGGUCAUCAAGAUUUGGGCUCUGAUGAAUUGGGUUUUUUGAGGAGCAAGAAGUUGGCUAAGUAUGAGUGCACUGCUUGCAACAAGAGCUUCAACACUUACCAAGCACUCGGAGGACAUCGAGCAAGCCACAAGAGGAUGAGGGAUUGCUUUGAGAAUGGUUCAACUGAUCAAGUAGUGGGAGCUCACCAAUGCUUAAUUUGCGGCAAAGUGUUCAGUUCUGGCCAAGCUUUGGGGGGGCAUAAGAGGUCUCAUUUGAUCACUGCAUCUCCUAGUAGGGUGAUUCAUCAAGAGGAGACGGCGGUGACCGAUUCGGACUUGAUUGAUCUCAAUGUUUCGUUGAUGAUCGAUGAGGAUUCGAGCAAAGGGAGUGUUUCUGUUGCUGAUGCGGAUUAUAGACCUUGGUGGGCUGGAACCGGAAGCAAUCUUCAGCAUGCGGCAAUGGCAGCUGUGAUUGAGAAUUGAAGAUGUACAGAUUCUUCUUCUAUGAUUGAAUUCAUUCUUUUGGGAGCUUGAAGGUGAGAUGAUGGUAUAAUAUUGCUGCGUUGCUCUUAAAUUUGAGUUGCAGGUGAUCUUCACGAGUACUAAUUCAGCCUCUUUUUUUUUUAGUACUGUUCGUUUGUUUCAGUUGGGGGUUUAGAAUAAGUUCACAGUGAGACUCAAAGGACUGUUAGUAGCAUGCUUGAGCUUCAUUGCUCGGUAGUAUAUUUGAGCUUUUCUUAGUAUAUUAGCAGUAUCACAAAUCCUUCUUGAUGGUUUGGGUGAUGAUUUUAUGCAAAUUGGAAAGACCAAGGCAUGUGAUUAAAUUUGAUUUUGCUAUUUUUUUA